Messenger RNA from Oncorhynchus masou masou (cherry salmon), 444 nucleotides. RefSeq names its product vasoactive intestinal peptide b (gene vipb). Gene Ontology annotation, molecular function: peptide hormone receptor binding; neuropeptide hormone activity. Lineage: Eukaryota; Metazoa; Chordata; Actinopteri; Salmoniformes; Salmonidae. Gene Ontology annotation, biological process: epinephrine secretion; adenylate cyclase-activating G protein-coupled receptor signaling pathway; positive regulation of penile erection. Gene Ontology annotation, cellular component: extracellular region; neuron projection. The record is from RefSeq and is a predicted model, not a curated record. The transcript is spliced from 4 exons. Bases 1 to 444 code for a protein of 147 amino acids.
AUGGCACAGACGAACAGCUUUCAUCGACUUCUUUUGAUGGCACUAUGCAGUAUGCUGUGUACCAGAACCAUGAGUCUACCUGCUGUCGCCGCAUACUCAGUCAGGUCAGGGACUGUUGAGACAGAUGGGAAGGGUGACUGGGAGCAGAGUCUGUCAAUAAAUGACAUGGAAACCCUUAAACUUCUCUAUGAUAUAAUUGCAAGACCAACAAGACAUGCAGAUGGUCUCUUCACAAGUGGCUACAGCAAACUUUUAGGUCAGCUUUCGGCCAAGGACUACCUUGAAUCCUUGAUUGCAAAGCGAGUCAGUAAUGACCUCAUGGAGGACCGGUUUCCAGUAAAACACCACUCAGACGCUGUGUUUUCAGACAACUACAGCCACUACGGAAAACAGAUGGCCAUCAAGAAAUACUUGAAAUCAGCUCUGUCAAACAAGAGGAGGUAG